Messenger RNA from Ictalurus punctatus (channel catfish), 1077 nucleotides. RefSeq names its product histone H1-like. Gene Ontology annotation, biological process: nucleosome assembly. Gene Ontology annotation, cellular component: nucleosome. The transcript has a single exon. Bases 436 to 1050 code for a protein of 204 amino acids. Gene Ontology annotation, molecular function: DNA binding; structural constituent of chromatin. Lineage: Eukaryota; Metazoa; Chordata; Actinopteri; Siluriformes; Ictaluridae. The record is from RefSeq and is a predicted model, not a curated record.
UAACUCGGCCCAGAACGCGUACGACGGCCGUGCCUGCUUUUCGCCCGUUUUUACACACCACAUCGCACCAAAUGCGCAGCCCGCCGGCUUGAGCACAACGCGCGCCGCGCCUUUUCAUGUGCGCUACGCGAGACUGUUGCUCUCUAGUCGGCCAGGCCGGGCCACGGGAGAAACGAGAAAGCCCGUCCUCGCUCAGCGUGUGCUUCAACGUUUUGAAUCUCGUUUUGCGAGUGGGAUUUUCACCGAGAAAUGCCAUGAGAAAACACAUCUGAGCGCGCGCCGCGUCCGUGCAUUCAUUCAGCGGCGCGCGAGUUGAGUCUACAACGCUCUCAUAUCUGUUUUUAAGACCAGCCCCCGGCCGCGGGGAGGGAGGAUCCUGUGUUACACACUAACGUACAGCGUACGACUCGUGUAUUCUACGUAGUUCCAAGAGAGAUGGCAGAAGUCGCACCCGCUCCCGCCGCCGCGCCGGCCAAAGCGCCCAAGAAGAAAGCAGCUUCGAGAGCAAAAAAAGCCGGCCCUAGCGUCGGCGAACUGAUCGUCAAAGCCGUUUCCUCGUCUAAGGAGAGGAGCGGCGUGUCUCUCGCUGCUCUGAAGAAAGCGCUGGCUGCCGGCGGAUACGAUGUGGAGAAGAACAACUCCCGCGUCAAAAUCGCUGUUAAGGGUCUCGUGACUAAAGGCACUCUGGUGCAGACCAAAGGGACCGGCGCGUCUGGCUCUUUCAAGCUGAACAAGAAGCAGACCGAAGCCAAGAAGCCCGUGAAGAAAGCCGCGCCCAAAGCGAAAAAGCCCGCCGCCAAAAAGCCCGCCGCUACUAAGAAGCCCAAGAAGGUAGCGGCCAAGAAACCCGCCGCCGCGGCCAAGAAGUCUCCUAAGGCGAAGAAGCCCACAGCCGCCGCAAAGAAAGCCACCAAGAGCCCGAAGAAGGCGAAAAAGCCCGCGACCCCUAAAAAGGCAGCCAAGAGCCCCAAGAAAGCGAAAGCUGUCAAGCCCAAGACCACAAAGCCUAAAGCGGCAAAGGCGAAGAAGGCAGCACCCAAAAAGAAGUAAAGACGUUUGUUUCUUUCAUGCUUUUGU